GACGGGACGGCGUUGCCUAGCAGCAGGGCGGAGGACUCGCGCUUUGUCCGUUAACCGUUCGCCCGAGGAGGGCCCGUGGAUAUUAACCCCCCUCCCAACACCCACAACGCCCCCCCCCCCCCGCCCCUCAAACCAUCCCUCCCCAGCACCGCUCGCUCGGUGUCCGGUAGCCUCCGUUGAGAGCUCGUCGCCCGCCAUGACCCAGACCGUGACGCUAACGGGACCGUCUCCGUGGGGCUUCCGGCUGGUGGGAGGACGGGACUUCAGCACCCCGCUGACCGUCUCCAGGGUGACGCCGGGCAGCAAGGCCGCCCAAGGUGACCUGAGUCCGGGCGACACCAUCCUGGCCAUCAACGGCAACAGCACGGAGCUCAUGACGCACAUGGAGGCUCAGAACCGCAUCAAGACUUGCACUCAGCAGCUGGCGCUCCACAUCAGCAGGUCGGGAUCAGGAGACAGAGUGUGGUCGCCGACGGUUAUUGAAGACGGCAAGACAAGCCCUUACAUGGAGCCCAACUCCCAGAAUUUCCGUCCCAUCACCAGCGGUUAUGGCAGUUCCAGUCGCAAACCUUCGUACACCCCUGAACCCCAGUACCCACAGACACCCCAGUCCCCCCAGGGCCUCCAGUACCAGCAGGCUCCCCAGUCCCCCCAGGGCCUCCAGUACCAGCAGGGCCUCCAGUACCAGCAGGCUCCCCAGUCCCCCCAGGGCCUCCAGUAUCAGCAGGCUCCCCAGUACCAGCAGGCUCCCCAGUCCCCCCAGGCUCCCCAGUACCAGCAGGCUCCCCAGUCCCCCCAGGGCCUCCAGUACCAGCAGGCUCCCCAGUCCACUCACCUGAAUAACGGACACUCCAGACCGAACAACGGCCACAGCCACGGCUAUGGGAACGGCAACGGGCACGCUCAGUACAACAACCCGGCAGGACUUUAUCAUAACGGCAGCAAUGGAGACAGAUCCUUGCCGAGCAAGAUGGGCGGCUUGAGCCUCAGCGCCACUCACAGCCCGGAGCCCCCCACUCAGUCCCCCGUGGGGGGGAAUGGAUUCGACCCACAUUCAGACGUGUACAAGAUGCUGCAGGACCACGAGGAGCCCGUCUCUGCUCCCAAACAGUCCGGCUCCUUCAAGUACCUGCAGGGGAUCCUCGAGGCCGAGGACGGAGGUGUGUCCCCAACGGACCGAAUGAGGAGCUUGAAGUCUCCGGUCAUGUCUCCCGUCCCCAAACUGGGGAGCCCCGUCCCCGGCCCCGUGCCCGGCCUCCAGAAGCUGCCCCAGUGCACCCGCUGCUGUAACGGCAUUGUCGGCACCAUCGUGAAGGCCAGGGACAAGCUGUACCACCCCGGCUGCUUCACCUGCGACGACUGCAGCGUGAACCUCAAGCAGAGGGGCUACUUCUUCAUCGAGGACAACCUGUACUGCGAGACGCACGCCAUGGCCCGCGUCCAGCCCCCCGAGGGCUACGACGUGGUCGCCGUCUACCCAAACUCCAAGGUGGAGCUGGUCUGAGUCCCGGGCUGGUUGCGCCGCCACCCAAGCUGAGGAGAUGGGGGCGGGGCUACAGAGCACAACGGCGAGCAUUCAUCAGGCUCCGCGGGGGAAGGAACGCCGACCUCGGAUCGCUUUUGGGAGUCGUCGAGGAUCCGAGGUCCGCUUUGCUACUCCGACAGUCUGGAUGAACGCCAGCGCGAGCUGACAGAAUUAAACUUCUGAUGAGUUUCCCCCGAGCGAACGAGCACCAGAGUAUGAAUCAAAACAGGCGACGCAGGAUGAGAGGAAGGUGUGUGUGUGUGUGUGUGUGUAUGUGUAUGUGUGAUUACUUUCUACCAGCAUAACAAUCAUCAUCGCCUCCCUCUGAAACCCUCACGCAGCCUUAAAGAACCACACUAACGUGUGUGUGUGUGUGUGUGUGUGUGUGUGUGUGUGUGUGUGUGUGUGUGAGUCCAUGGUGUUUAUUUGGACUCGUUUCCCUUUACUCCGCGUGGCCUUUGCAUCUUUGAUAAACACCUUUGUGUGUUUCUGGCGGUCGCUUCUGGCGUGAUGAUAUUUAAGGUCUAAAGGGCUUCUAGGGUUCCUCUGUGUUUCUGUUUGACUUUCUCUGCUUCUCCUUCUGGCCGCAGUUUGCUUGUAAGCAGAUCUUUAACCAUCACAAGCCGGUGAGACUCUGGAGGUGUUUUGGCGAGUUUUAGCGAGCUGUAGCCGAUGGCGAAUGACCGUACUAACAAGCCCCGCCCCCCUAAAUGAUGAGGCGACCUUGGCGCUCGUUGCUUCCUCGGGCGCCUGAGCGAGAGAAGAACUCCGCUCGUUUAACCUGAAAGCUCCUUCUGCUCUCCAGACGACUUUUAAAGCAUCGUGGUUUUAAUAUUCUCCUUAUUCAGCGAUCGUCACAUUCCACUUCCUCCUGGGAAAAGGGAACACGUGAAUACUUGUAUUUGCUCCUUAUGAUGAACUCAAAUUAAACACACUUCUAUAUUUCCUCAUUAUGACUGCGAUAUGUGGCCCUCAGUCCCGGCUUAUUGUGAAUGGUGAAGUAAAGAGUGAUGUUGUUAAUUUUAGAAACAAAACUAAAAUGAAUCUCGUAGUUCUGUCCAUCUUUUUACUUUUAGAUAUUAACAGCCGCUCUGUUCUAGUUAUCGUGUAAAUGAUGUGAGGAUUCUAUUGCGUCUCUCGGCUAUUGUACAUAUUUGUUUCCCUCCAGCAUGACGAGUGUCCCUCGCGACGCUUCCUCUCACUCAAAUCCUCUUCUUUUGUUUAACUUAUUGUGCUACCAACACAUGCCAUCUUUUGUCUUAUCUUCUUAUUUGCUUGUUUGUUUUUUCUAAAACCUAAAUAAAAUGAAAAUUAAAGAAGUGA
Gasterosteus aculeatus aculeatus (three-spined stickleback) is the source of this 2848-nucleotide messenger RNA. It is a transcript of the gene pdlim4, whose product is annotated as PDZ and LIM domain 4. Gene Ontology annotation, biological process: actin cytoskeleton organization; muscle structure development; heart development. Gene Ontology annotation, cellular component: filamentous actin; Z disc; adherens junction. Gene Ontology annotation, molecular function: muscle alpha-actinin binding; actin binding. Lineage: Eukaryota; Metazoa; Chordata; Actinopteri; Perciformes; Gasterosteidae. The record is from RefSeq and is a predicted model, not a curated record.